UCGAAAACACAUCAUCUUCGAUGUCUGGCGUUGACCGUAACUAGCAUGCGAACGUCGCAGAUGUGGCUUCCCAAGUCACUCACCUGCCUUCACAUCCAUUAUGACAGCAGUCUAACCGGUUUCCUGUCGAAAGCUUCGGAACCCAGAUGGCGUGAGGAUGAUAGGAACAUUGCUUCCAUUAUCUCAGGGACGUGCCCAAGCAACGUUUCUAGUCUAGCUAUGUCUAACGGGAUGCAAGUGGUGGUCUUGUCCUUCAUACACGAUCGCCUUCGGGCAGACGAUCAUGAUGUUCAUACGAGGCUUCAAAACGAUGCAUUCCCGAAUACACAUAAUGCAUGUUCUCUGGCGGGCGUUUCCUUGGUCUUUAGGACAUAUGCAUCAGCAUAUUUCGGCGUCCUAGCCGAAACCAACAAAUUUAUUGGUUAAAUGGUAAUAAAUCGCGGCUCCGCGGCCGUCUCAGCUGCGGUUCCUGGCUGCACCGCAUUAUCUUUCCGCCAAAGGCCUCUGUUUCUUGGCUUGGCACACAGAUUGCAUUGAAAACAAAUCCUGUACAUGGGAUUUGCCACGAAGAGACUGCGCGGGAGCCGUCGAUCCUCAAUGCAAAUCCUCGGUGCCAAGACGAAGACAACUCGGUAGAGGCAAUCCAUGUUGCGCAGCCAAAUACGCACCAUUUUAUUGGACAGCUAUCUCAGUCACUGCGUUAUGUUCGGCGUCCGACGCAGAAAUCAAUACUAUAACAUUUCAACAACUUUUUCUCUACUCCCGGAUGUAUUGUCACUUAUCCGUAUAAAAAGGGAUCCAAUGCAGCCCAUGUAGACCAUCAAGUAAACGUUCUUUUCCUCACCUCAAUAGUUCAAACAAAAGCUCAACAGACAUGGUCAACCUCGCUUCUCUCUCCGCUCUCGUCACUAUCCUCUCCGCUACUGCCGCAGUCGCCCAUCCGCAUUCGCUCUCCAAGGCCGAGCUGGCUAGGCGCAAUGAGUUUCAGAUCAUUGCUCGCCGUUCGCUUGCCGGAUGCCAGUCCAAGCUGAGGGCACGUGGUGGUGUUGCAGAACGUGCAAUCGCUCGUCGCAAGGCCUUUGCGGAGAAGGCACGUAAAGCGCGUGGUCUUGAUACGGACCGAUCGUUCGUCGGCAAGCGCGACUUGGACACGGUUCUCAAUACAUCCCACAAGUCCAAUACCACUGGCCUUACUGCAGACUCUGAUCCGUUCGAUGGCAAUAGCUCGUGUGUCCUCGGACCAGAAGUCACUCAGGGCCCUUAUCUUGUUGACGGAGAGCUCAUCCGUUCAAAUAUCACGGAAGACCAGAGUGGUAUUCCAUUAUAUGCCGAUAUCGAACUCAUUGAUGUGGAGACCUGUGAACCGGUCUCUGGCCUGUAUAUGGAUUUCUGGCAUGCCAACGCGACUGGUGUGUAUUCCGGUGUCGUUGCAAACGGCAAUGGCGUCGGUACAAAUGAUGCCACCAACAUCAACACAACGUUCCUGCGAGGUAUUCAACAGACAUCCGAUGAGGGUUAUGCUCAAUUCGUCACCAUCUUCCCCGGCCACUACACAUCUCGUGCAACGCAUAUCCACGUCAUGGUCCACCAAACCGACGGUACUUUGAACGACAACAGCACCUACACAGGCGGCACGGUCUCGCACGUCGGCCAAGUCUUCUUCGAUCAGGACCUUAUCAGCCAGGUCGAAGCGACGUCUCCGUAUAGUACGAAUACGCAGGACCUGACGGAGAACACGGACGACUCGAUCUUAUCGGAAGAAGCGGAUGUCAUUGACCCGGUUAUGGAGUAUGUUCUCCUCGGCGACGAUAUUACGGACGGGAUCCUUGCGUGGAGCUCGCUCGGAAUCAACACGACUGCAUCUUACGAUGUCUCUCCUGCAGUAUACUACACGGAAAAUGGUGGUGUUGAGAAUCCUGACAGCGGUGCGCCUGGCGGUGGUAGCGCUCCAAGCGGCAGUGGUGCACCUCCGAGUGCUUCUGCUUCUGCUUCUGCUUCUGCUUAAGCGAUUACCUCGAGACGAGAACAUGCGAAGGAAGGAGGUCAAGAUAUACCACAAUAAGAAGGUUUGGAUAAUUAAUUUGUAACUGCAGUUGUACUCCUAGUGUAAGUUGGUAGCGUAAUUGAUAAUGUCACUGG
Molecule: messenger RNA, 2139 nt
Organism: Fomitiporia mediterranea MF3/22
Lineage: Eukaryota; Fungi; Basidiomycota; Agaricomycetes; Hymenochaetales; Hymenochaetaceae
Product: aromatic compound dioxygenase
Exons: 4
Coding region: 875-2005 (376 amino acids)
Molecular function (GO): iron ion binding; oxidoreductase activity, acting on single donors with incorporation of molecular oxygen, incorporation of two atoms of oxygen
Source: RefSeq, a predicted model, not a curated record